Molecule: messenger RNA, 4199 nt
Organism: Selaginella moellendorffii
Lineage: Eukaryota; Viridiplantae; Streptophyta; Lycopodiopsida; Selaginellales; Selaginellaceae
Product: pentatricopeptide repeat-containing protein At4g21065
Exons: 3
Coding region: 102-2246 (714 amino acids)
Biological process (GO): RNA modification
Molecular function (GO): protein binding; zinc ion binding; RNA binding
Source: RefSeq, a predicted model, not a curated record
UUGCUUCCUCUGACUUUGAUGCAUCCGGUGGUACACAGGGAUUUGAUCGACGCUUUAAAAAUGUUUUGGAUUCGUGGCCACGAGCUCGAGCUUCUUCCGCAAUGGAAAGCGCGGCCUCUCAGUUUCCGGGACUCCUCCAGUCGGGGAUAAGUGCUGUUACAGCAGGUUCUUCAGCAUUGCCUCCGAGAGAUUUUCUCAAGCUCGAUGAUGGUGUGGUGGAAUCUCUCUCCGACAACAGCUUGAGCUGGAUGGCACGCAUGGAAUCGGAUGGACAGUCGUGGUGGGCAUGGGCAGAUGGAAGUGGUGGUGAUAAUGACUCAGGAAUCAGCAAAAGGAACAGGAUCACAAAGCGCUCCAGACCCUCUUGGACGUCGGAUUCAGAGGCUUCCAGCAGGCGUCAAAUGCAACAAGAAAGCUUCGACUCUUCUCUUCCGCGAGCUUCUGCUUCCUCUUCUUCUUCAGCUACCGGUCGUCGAGAUUUGAAGCAGCUAGUAGAUAGAUUGGACUACACAGACCAAGUCAGCGGUGACGAAUACGCAGCACUGCUCAAGAAGUGUGGGAGUCUCAGAGCUUUGGACGAGGGGAGGCGAGUCCACGCUCACAUUCUCCUCAGCAACCGGUCCAACGAGAGGUUUAUUGCGAACUUGCUGGUGGAGAUGUAUGGGAAGUGUGGCAGCUUGGAAAAUGCGAGGGCCGUGUUUGAUGGGAUCUCCAGGAAGAACCUUUUCUCUUGGAAUAUCAUCCUGGCAGCGUAUGCCCAGAAUGGGCAUGAGUCGGAGGCACUGUCUCUUUUCCAGAUGAUGGAUUCCCAGGUCCCUCCGGACAAGUUUACGUACAGCACCGUGAUCAGUGCUUGCUCCACGCUUGGUGCUCUCGAGCAAGGCAUCGCAAUUCACAAGAUGGUGGAGAAAGUUGGCCUGGAAGCCGAGACUGUUGUUGGGACGUCGCUCGUCAAUAUGUAUGGGAGGUGCCACAGCUUGGGAAACGCGAGGUUGGUAUUUGAGAGGAUUCCUUGUAAGGAUGCUAUCACCUGGAAUGCUAUCGUUACGGCCUACGCUCAAGAUGGGUAUGGGAAGGAGGCUCUCGAGAUUUUCCAGAGAAUGCAGCAGGAAGGCGUCAAGACUGGCUCGGCUACGUUCAUAAGUGUUCUGGAAGCGUGCGCGAGUACCUCGGCACUGGCACUGGGAAGAGUGAUCCACCAAAACUUGGUGGCGAAUGGACUGGACAGGGAACUUAUCGUGGCAACAGCACUCGUCAACAUGUAUGCAAAGUGCGGGAAGCUGGUGGAGGCAAGAGAGGUGUUCGAUCAGAUGGAAGGAAUGGACGUGGUAGCAUGGACGGCUAUAGUGGCAGGAUCAGCUCAGCACGGACAUAUCGAGGAGUCCAAGGACUUGAUGAGAAGAAUGGAGCUGGAAGGAAUCAAGCCCAACAACGUGACGUUCCUGAGCUUGGUUUUCGCAUGCAGCCACUCGGGAUAUCUGGACGAGGCUCGGGACUGCUUCAUAGCAAUGGCAGAUCAUGGAUUCUUCCCGCUGCCAGAGCACUUCAGGUGUGUCAUUGAUCUUCUAGGACGGGGAGGCAGGCUUGAGGAGGCGCAGGAAGUGAUCGACACUAUGCCGUUCGAGCCAGGCUUAACAGCAUGGCUAACAAUGCUUAGUGCCUGUAGACUGCAGAAAGAUGUCCUACGGGCCGAGAUUGCUGCGGAGAAGUGCUACGAGAUUGAGCCGACACGUCCUUCCGCUUAUCUUCUCAUGUCAAACCUCUACGCUGCUCUCGAAAGGUGGGACGAUGUUAAGAAGGUGAGGCGACUCAUGGAAAGGCGAGGUGUGAAGAAGGAACCGGGCCUGAGCUGCAUAGAAGUGAAAAACAGGCUACACGAGUUUGGUGCUGCCAAUAAAUCUCAUCCACAGAAGGACUUGAUCUACGAAGAGCUGAGGAAGUUGACGCUGGAGAUCAAGGAAGCCGGUUAUGUGCCAGACACAAGCUUGGUGCUACAUAAUGUGGACGAGGAAACGAAGCAAGCAACGCUUUUCCACCACAGUGAAAGGCUGGCAGUUGUUUACGGUCUGAUAAACACACCUCCUGGUACGAGUCUGUGCGUUGUCAACAAUCUCCGGAUGUGUUCCGACUGUCACACAGCUUUCAAGUACAUAUCGACUAUCUCCAAUCGGGAAAUCGUGGUCAGAGACGCAAAUCGGUUUCAUACGUUUGCAACGGGUGGGUGUUCUUGCAAGGACUACUGGUGAUGACAAGUGAGCUCGUUUUCUUUUCCCGAAGCUCCCCUUGGAACUUCUCAUCAAAACGAAGUACUAGUAGGGAGGGACACAAAAGGCGAACAGUGAAUCUCCAGGAGUGCCUCCAAGAGCCAGGCCCGUUGGUGUCGAAGCAUAGCCUGCUCCGACAAAGGCACAGCCGCAACCAACUGAGAAGCCUCCGUAAACAGUCGAGCCAGUGGUAGCGUUCCAGAUUAUUUCUCCGCUGUAGGAGUUGAUGGCAUAGACAUGGCCAUUGCUGUCGAAGGACGUGCACAGAAGAACACCUCCGUGUGUGUAAGUGACGGGACCGUAGGCUGGCUGGCCGGUUGGAUUGGGAGUGGACCAGAGCAAGCGUCCAGUUGUAGCAGCCAUCGCAACCCAGCCACCUCCCGUGGUUACAAGCUGCGAUGGCUCGUGGAGGAAAGAUUGGCGGUCACUGUUGGCGAUGUUUGUGAAGACUCGAGAGUUGUCCGUUGCUGAUCCCCAGUUCGCUCCACCUCCGCUUCCGCCGGGUCCAGCCACCUACAACGAUCAAAGUUCACUACUACGAAGGCAAAAGCUUUUCAGUACCGCAUGCCAGACGAGCUCUCCAGUUUCUCGGUCGUGAGCCCACACGAAGCCAGUCUUCUGUCCAGUGACGACAACAUCUCUCAAUGCUCCUUGUUGCUGAAUGGUGACGAGCAUGGGGCUUUCUCCAAAGUCAGCGUCUGGAUCUGGCCGUGGAGGACAGUUUGGUGGAGGACGAAUGCUCCGGCAGGCGUUCUCCCAGAUCUCGCUCAUCGUCAUCCUACUGCACCACCGGAUAGUUCCGUCUCUCGUGUCAACAGCGACGACGGAAUUGUAGCAGACGCUGGGCACGAUGCAGCUGCUCGAGUUUCCGGUGGCUUGCUGGCACUGCCGGACUUCUGAAGGGACAGAGAAAACGCUCCCGGUAGAGAUGUAGACGAGGCCUCUGCGCUCGUCCAAGGCAGGACUGCUUCCCCACACUGGUACUCCCGUGUACUGGCUGUCCCGAGGAACCAUGUACGUCGACCACACCGUUUGGCCAGUUUGGAGGUCCAGUUUGUGGAAGGAGCCUUGGAAGGUGCAACAUGAUUUCGCGUGCUGCUGCAUGGACGACACUCCUACGUAGUAAGCUCUGCAAAGCAGGCACCAAAGCGGCUGCUGUGACUCGGAAAUCCUCGAAACAUUCCAGGUCCUGUGACAUCCACAAGAGAUCUCCGGUCAUUCGAUCCAGGCAAAGAACUCUCGCAGGUCCGCGAAGGCCGACUAACACACAUCGCUUGGUUACCACUGGCGUUGCUCUCGACACGGCCGGGUGCAAGCUUGUGACUUGCGACAAGUUGGUUUGCCACAGCGUAGCCCCGUCCAUGGCCACUGCAGCCACGAUGCCGUUCCAGCUUGGUACAUACACCGCGCAGUCGUGAAUCGCCGGUGUGGCCGAGACAUCUCCCUGAGUGACAUAUCUCCACCGGAGAGCGAGCGAAGGUGCGGUUUCUAAGUUGAUCUUGUGCUCGCUCGCUGCAUAGCGUCGAUUUCCCAGGUCUCCUCCGUGGCUAAUCCAGUUCUUCGUCUGCAAAAGGCACCACAUGGUGAGUUCUUCUUUCUCUUUUUUUCGGUGUCUGUUUUUCUUUUGUAUUGUGUUACCGCGUAAUGCGACUCAACCCGUAAGAUCCAGUGAAUGACGAAGACAAGCACAGAUUUAAAAUGGAGAUCCUUGAGGACGAGCAUUGUUUCUUGGACGAAACAACCACAUAAAAGGGAAGGCUCGAUCAUUUUAUCAGAAACUUUGCAAGGUGAGAAAAGGAGGCGCGCAAUGCAAGAGGUGCUUCUCAUGAAGAAACUGUUGUCGGUCAGCGUGUUGACUGCUAGCUAAUAUUAAUGCAUAGAACAAACGGAAAAAUAUAACGACGUUGGAGUGACUCGUCGAAGUAAUUCUCGGCC